Molecule: messenger RNA, 13766 nt
Organism: Rattus norvegicus (Norway rat)
Lineage: Eukaryota; Metazoa; Chordata; Mammalia; Rodentia; Muridae
Gene: Cux1
Product: cut-like homeobox 1
Biological process (GO): regulation of DNA-templated transcription
Cellular component (GO): nucleus
Molecular function (GO): DNA binding; DNA-binding transcription factor activity, RNA polymerase II-specific
Source: RefSeq, a predicted model, not a curated record
CGGCGGCGGCGACGGCCAGGCUGGCGGGUGGCCCUUGUCGUGGAGACGGCGGGUGGGUUGGAGCUCCUGACUGCUCCUCGAUCGGUCUCUGGGCCCAGCGGCCACCAAUCUUUUUUCUACUACUCCCGUGAGGGAUUGUCAACCGGUGUCGACCGGACCAGGGGAACGGCUACCCGGUGUGGCGGGUCCCUCCCCCACCCCGUUUGUUUACGUCCCGGGGCCAACCCGCAAGCCCCGCGCUCUUUUGUGUGUCUGCUGCGUGAAAGUGACUGCGGAGCUGGAUCUGUCCCCCUUUUUUGCGCCCGGGGACUUCCCCGGGAAGGGGUUGUGGGGGAAGCUUUGGAAGGGGAAAACUUGGCUUGCGGGGGGACACCAGUGGGUCGCGCAGAGUGUGGGAUCGGCCCCGGAGAAGGGAGAAGGUGCAGGAGGAAGGCUGCAACUUUCCACCGAGCGCAGGCCGCUGCGUGACCCGGUCUCGGGGCGCUUUUCCUCCCGGGUCACCGAUCGGUGCAGACAGACUUAGCUGCGCGUCUCAGGGACUUCCAGGGCUCCCCCCUCGGGGAUCGGUCGCUUUCAUCACUCCAGCCCCUCACUCUCUUUCGCGAAGGGGUGUGUUCUGUCCUCUUUGCAAAAGGGCCCCGGGAACUAUGGAGCGCGCCUCAGGUCCGCUCCAAGCUGCCUUCUCCAACCCGGUUCUUGAAAGCAAAGCCCCGGGGGCCCCGCUGGACUGUAAGGAGACUGAUUGUGGUUCCCCAUCGCCUCGAGGGGAUGGUAUUGGGGCUUCCCAAUCCGCGGCGGAGCUGCCUGCGUGUCCAGAGGAUGCUAUUCCGCCUGCCACUCCUCAUCGGAACCAGCUGCUCGCCCUCGGGGUCCUCCCUGCUAGUGCUAGCCCCGCGUUCACGGCGCCUGGACAGCCCCGGGAUUCUGCCAGGUGGAUGUUGUGCGUAGCCGGAGCCAAGUUGAAGAGAGAACUUGAUGCCACCGCAACAGUAUUGGCAAACAGGCAAGAUGAGAGCGAACAGUCCAGAAAGCGGCUCAUUGAGCAGAGCCGAGAAUUCAAGAAGAACACUCCAGAGGAUUUACGCAAGCAGGUAGCACCACUGCUCAAGAGCUUCCAAGGGGAGAUUGAUGCACUGAGUAAAAGGAGCAAAGAAGCAGAAGCAGCCUUCUUGACUGUGUACAAGAGACUAAUUGAUGUUCCAGAUCCCGUACCAGCCCUGGACCUCGGGCAACAGCUGGAAAUAAAAGUGCAGCGUCUACACGACAUUGAAACAGAGAACCAGAAACUUAGGGAAACACUAGAAGAGUACAACAAGGAGUUUGCUGAAGUGAAAAACCAAGAGGUUACGAUAAAAGCACUUAAGGAGAAAAUCCGAGAAUACGAGCAGACCCUGAAGAGUCAGGCCGAGACCAUCGCUCUGGAGAAGGAGCAGAAGCUACAAAAUGAUUUUGCAGAGAAGGAGAGAAAGCUGCAAGAGACACAGAUGUCCACCACCUCAAAGCUGGAGGAAGCUGAGCACAAACUCCAGACUCUGCAAACAGCCCUGGAAAAAACUCGAACAGAAUUAUUUGACCUGAAAACCAAAUACGAUGAAGAAACCACUGCAAAGGCCGACGAGAUCGAGAUGAUUAUGACUGACCUUGAACGAGCCAACCAGAGGGCAGAGGUGGCACAGAGAGAGGCAGAGACUUUAAGGGAACAGCUUUCAUCGGCCAACCACUCUCUCCAACUGGCCUCGCAGAUCCAGAAGGCUCCAGAUGUGGAGCAGGCCAUAGAGGUGCUGACCCGAUCCAGCCUGGAAGUAGAGUUGGCUGCCAAAGAGCGGGAGAUUGCCCAGCUGGUGGAAGAUGUGCAGCGACUCCAGGCCAGCCUCACCAAGCUGCGUGAGAAUUCCGCCAGCCAGAUCUCACAGCUGGAGCAGCAGCUGAACGCCAAGAAUAGCACACUCAAACAACUGGAAGAAAAACUCAAAGGCCAGGCUGACUAUGAAGAUGUGAAGAAAGAGUUGACCACUCUGAAGUCCAUGGAGUUUGCACCAUCGGAGGGAGCAGGGACACAGGACUCAACCAAGCCCCUGGAGGUUUUACUCCUGGAGAAGAACCGCUCGCUGCAGUCCGAGAAUGCCACGCUGCGCAUCUCCAACAGUGACCUGAGCGGGUCAGCCAGGAGAAAAGGGAGAGACCAGCCUGAGAGUCGGCGCCCGGGACCCUUGCCGGCCUCCCCUCCUCCUCAGUUGCCCCGCAACACGGGGGAACAGGUUUCCAAUACUAACGGUACACACCACUUCUCACCAGCGGGGUUAAGUCAAGACUUUUUCAGCUCAAACCUGGCCAGCCCCAGCCUACCCCUGGCUUCUACAGGAAAGUUUGCACUAAACUCUCUUCUCCAGCGACAGCUAAUGCAGUCCUUCUACUCCAAGGCCAUGCAGGAAGCCGGAAGCACAAGCACCAUUUUUUCAACAGGUCCUUACAGCACAAACUCCAUAUCUUCCCCAAGUCCAUUACAACAAAGCCCAGAUGUAAAUGGCAUGGCCCCAUCUCCCAGCCAAUCAGAAAGUGCUGGGAGCAUCUCAGAGGGUGAGGAAAUUGAUACAGCAGAAAUCGCCCGGCAGGUCAAAGAGCAACUGAUCAAGCACAACAUUGGACAGCGCAUUUUUGGACAUUACGUCUUGGGACUAUCUCAAGGGUCUGUGAGUGAGAUUCUGGCCCGGCCGAAGCCCUGGAAUAAGCUGACUGUCCGUGGCAAGGAGCCAUUCCACAAAAUGAAGCAGUUCUUGUCUGAUGAGCAGAACAUCCUGGCACUUCGAAGCAUCCAAGGCAGACAGAGAGAGAAUCCAGGCCAGAGCCUGAACAGACUCUUUCAGGAAGUACCGAAACGAAGAAAUGGGUCUGAAGGUAACAUCACGACCCGGAUCCGAGCAUCUGAGACUGGUUCUGAUGAAGCCAUCAAGUCCAUCCUAGAACAAGCCAAGAGGGAACUCCAAGUGCAGAAAACCGCUGAGCCAGUCCAGGCGUCUUCCACAGCCAGCAGUGGGAACUCCGACGAUGCCAUCCGCUCCAUCCUACAGCAGGCCCGCCGGGAAAUGGAGGCCCAGCAGGCUGCCCUUGACCCCGCCUUAAAGCCAGCACCACUGUCCCAGCCCGACCUCACCAUCCUCAACCCCAAGCUCCUGUCUGCCUCACCCAUGUCUACUGUGUCCACUUACCCCCCUCUUGCCAUCUCCCUGAAGAAAACCCCUGCAGCACCUGAGGCCAGUACCUCAGCCUUGCCCAGUGCCCCAGCCCUCAAAAAAGAGGCUCAGGAUGCACCCACACUGGACCCACCAGGAUCAGCUGAUGCUACCCCGGGGGUACUGAGGCCGGUGAAGAAUGAGCUAGUCCGUGGCAGCACCUGGAAGGAUCCUUGGUGGAACCCUGUACAGCCUGAAAGAAGAAAUCUUACCACUUCCGAAGAGACCAAGGCCGAUGAAACAAAUGCAAGUGGGAAAGAAAAGACAGGCAGCAGCCAACCUCGGGCUGAGCGCAGCCAGCUUCAGGGACCCUCGGCGACAGCAGAGUACUGGAAAGAGUGGCCCAACGCUGAGUCCCCAUACUCCCAGAGCUCAGAGCUGAGCCUCACUGGAGCCAGCCGCAGUGAGACACCCCAGAAUAGCCCACUGCCCUCUUCCCCAAUUGUGCCCAUGGCAAAGCCGGCCAAGCCUUCCGUGCCCCCGCUGACUCCUGAGCAGUAUGAGGUCUACAUGUAUCAGGAAGUGGACACCAUCGAGCUCACUCGGCAGGUCAAAGAGAAGUUGGCCAAAAAUGGCAUUUGCCAGAGGAUCUUUGGGGAGAAGGUACUGGGCCUGUCCCAGGGCAGCGUCAGCGACAUGCUCUCAAGGCCAAAACCAUGGAGCAAACUGACCCAGAAAGGCCGAGAACCCUUCAUCCGGAUGCAGCUCUGGCUGAAUGGAGAGCUGGGCCAAGGUGUUCUGCCUGUGCAAGGGCAACAACAAGGACCAGUCCUUCACUCAGUGACGUCUCUGCAGGACCCCCUCCAGCAGGGCUGUGUGAGUUCAGAAAGCACUCCAAAGACCUCUGCCAGCUGCAGCCCUGCCCCUGAGUCCCCAAUGAGUUCCAGCGAAUCUGUGAAGAGUCUCACUGAGCUGGUCCAACAGCCCUGUCCCACCAUUGAGACCAGUAAAGAAGGCAAACCACCAGAACCCAGUGACCCACCCACCUCAGACUCCCAACCCACAACACCGCUGCCUCUCUCUGGACACUCAGCCCUCAGCAUCCAAGAAUUAGUAGCCAUGUCUCCUGAGCUGGACACCUAUGGCAUAACCAAGAGGGUCAAAGAGGUGCUGACGGACAACAACCUCGGUCAGCGCUUAUUUGGAGAGACCAUUCUGGGGCUCACCCAGGGUUCUGUCUCCGACCUCCUUGCCCGCCCAAAGCCCUGGCAUAAGCUUAGUCUGAAAGGACGGGAGCCCUUUGUCCGCAUGCAGCUAUGGCUCAACGACCCCAACAAUGUGGAGAAGCUGAUGGAUAUGAAGCGGAUGGAGAAGAAAGCCUACAUGAAGAGGCGACACAGCUCUGUCAGUGACAGUCAGCCUUGUGAACCCCCCUCUGUUGGUAUCGACUAUAGCCAGGGUGCCAGCCCCCAGCCACAACACCAGCUGAAGAAACCUCGAGUGGUCCUGGCUCCAGAGGAGAAGGAAGCACUGAAGCGAGCAUAUCAGCAGAAGCCAUACCCAUCACCAAAAACCAUCGAGGAGCUUGCCACACAACUCAACCUGAAGACUAGCACCGUCAUCAACUGGUUCCAUAAUUACAGGUCUCGGAUCCGCAGAGAACUGUUCAUUGAGGAGAUUCAAGCCGGAAGCCAGGGCCAGGCCGGUGCCAGCGACUCACCUUCAGCUCGAAGUAGCCGGGCUGCACCCAGCUCUGAAGGCGACAGUUGUGACGGCGUGGAAGCCGCUGACACCGAGGAGCCAGGUGGCAACAUAGUGGCCACCAAGUCUCAGGGAGGGCCGGCAGAGGUGACCGCAGCCCCGGCAGACCGGGAAGAAGCGACGCAGCCGGCCGAGAAGGCGAAGGCACAGCCACUAUCCUCGGGGACCCCAGGACAAGACGACGGUGAAGACGCAGGCCGGUCUAGGCCACCUCCUGAGGGUCUUGCUGACGCCCCAGCGCCCGUGCCAAACCUCGCCGCACCCGCGGCCGGAGAGGACGCCGCUACCUCAGCCACUGCCCCAGCCAUGGCCACUGAGGCCCCUGGGGCGGCCAGGGCCGGCCCUGCCGAGAGGAGUUCUGCGUUGCCAAGCACCAGCGCGCCUGCCAACGCGCCUGCGCGAAGGCCUAGCUCUCUGCAGAGCCUCUUUGGUCUGCCUGAGGCAGCGGGCGCCCGGGACAACCCGGUGCGGAAGAAGAAGGCCGCGAACUUGAACAGCAUCAUCCACCGCCUGGAGAAGGCUGCCAGCCGGGAGGAGCCCAUUGAAUGGGAGUUCUGAGGGCGCCGGGCCUCUGGGCCUGACCAGCAGGGCCUCGCCGGGCUAGCCAGGCCUACUUGCGCCUAGCAGGUCCCCCAGGCCUAGUCAGCACUGGCUAGUGGUGGGCUGGGGCAGGCGGGUGCGUGGAGGGCUGUGCUGACCCGAGGCCUGGACGUGUUGCGCACUUACCGCCCUGCGGGCCACAGGGCAAAAUCGCCAUAGGCCAAGGUGCAUAUAGAAAACAAAGGAGCAUUAAGCCCAAUCUAUGUUGUGUUUUCAAGGAAGAAAACGGAAAUGUGUAGUCAAGCUUUUUUGUACCCUGAAGUGUUUUUUUUUUUUAAUUGCCCUAAGUGAUUUCCACAGGUUCUGGAAUAACUCUUUACAGCUUUUGCCUUGCGCCCUCCUCUUUCGUGUGGGCUUUAAAAAAAAAAAAAAUCAAACCCACAUAUUAAAAGGGGGCUUUUUAUCUGCCAUCUAAUGGCUUCAGAGCGAUAAUACACUAUUAUCUUCUUAAACCAGGAAGGGGGGGAUUUUUUCAGAAAAAUUAAAAAAGAAAGUUUUUGUAGCUGUUCAGUUGCCACUAAGAGAUUGCACAGUCAAACCGACUCUAAACACACUAGUUUGGAUUCCUAAAUAUUUUCAAGAAAAGAAUCUUCUCGUUUGAAACUUUGAAUUAAAAUAAAACACAUUUACUCCACAUAUUUUUUAACAAAAAAAAGAAAAAAAAAGAAAAGUCACAUCAGGAAAAAUAUCUGAUUUUGUGGUAGCUGACGUAGUGUUUUCUUGUACGUAACUAGAAUCCUGACAUGUAGUGCACAUUGAUCCAUAGCUUUAACUGACUCUGGGCUUUUGCUGGCCAGAGUUUGUUUAAUACACUCCAUUCUAGGCCAAAUCAGGACAAAAAGAAAGAUCCGAAUCUAGGUAUUUUAUAAUCUGCUUUUUAACCUCUAACCGCAGAGCACGCUGAUCAGACCUCAUAUCUCGGAGGUUUAGGAGACAAGUUAGAACUGUAGCAUGUACCGGUUCAUUUUGUUUUAUUUAUGGUGUCUACGUCUGUGUUGGCACAUCUGCGCAUGUGCAAGCGUCGAAAGGAAGGAAAUGUAGGCCGGCAAGGUCACAGCAGUUAGUCCCUCACGUGCAGGCAACAGUCUGCUCAUCUUUCCUUGGCACAGAAGGCACCUCACCUCACGCCACUCUCCAGGGCACCUAACAGACUGAGCCCCCCAGGGGAAGAUGCUCCCUGGGCUUGGGCAGGGCUGGCGCAGCCAUGCGCGCACACACUCUUCCUCUCUCUUCUCAUCCCCUUCCCACCACAAGCACUGAUAACCCUAUCUACUCGUGGGAAGCUUCCUUCCCUGCAGAAGAGAGAACGCUCUAUCCCCAUCCCUGUAGAGCUGGCCCAAACUCACCAAAAUGGUGAUGCUCUUCAAUUCCAGACCGGACCAUUGGCCCUUCAUUCAUUUCUCCUCUCACAAGGUUUUUUUUAUGCACAGUUUAGGGCAAUCUAAGUACAAAUCAAAAGUCUAACUUGUCUCUUGAUUCCUCCCGUUGUCUUUGUGUAUAUGCGUGAGUAUAGAGGUGGAUGAAAGUGUGCGUGCGUGUGCGUGUGCAGUUUUAUACGUCUGUGUAUUUUCUUAAGUACCUGUGCACACAGAGUGCACUACUGCCACCUUUUUCAAUAAGCUGGUUUAUCAGUCAUGGCUUCUACAGGUUUUGCUAAUUUAGACUCCUUAUUGCCAUAUCUUUAAACUAACAAUAGAUGAUUUCGGUAUAUAUCUAUAUUUUUUUUUGCUUAUUUAUAGGUGCUGUAUUUUAUUAUCUGAUUGUUAGGAAGGGAUGAAAGGGGCAAAUAUUCUUUAGAGGGAUAGACUGCCGGCAGUAUUGGGUAUAAUUUACAAGAUGUAGCUGUCAUACUGUAUAUUACUGAUUGAAAACUUUUUGACCGUAUUGUGUAUCAUUGAAACUUUUGUCUUAGGUCAACAUCUUUGGAUGACAUUUUAAUGGUGCAUUCAUUAUUUCUUAAGUUUAAUUAAUUAAUAGUACUUUUUUUUAUUUGGGAGGGUGGGAGGGAGUUCUAAUUUUAAAGGCAUCUCCCGCUAGUACACCUCAGCGUGCUUGUUAUUUUUUAGCUUGUAGGCUUUGACUGUCAGACGUGAACCCCAUUUCUUGCAUGAUGUUUGGAGCUUAUGUAUUUUCAUUCACAGUCUUUCAACCUGCAGCUGCAAGCCCUUAGUUGGAGCUUUCACAACUGUAAGAGUCGCGACACUAAAGACAAUGCCUUUCAUGAAUGAGAAGUUCCCAGGAGGCUCUAGGAGGCUGGGAGGCAGGCCCCUGCUCUGUCCUUGGAUGGUUGUAUCACUUCUGAGCUUGAGAUGAGAGUUCACAGUGGAGGAACAGGAGGGAAAACAGGCCCACCUGGCUCUGUGCUGAGUGAGGAAGAGCCCUGCACACCAGGGGCAUUAGGGACAUGGAGGAGCAGGGUCACUCCACAGAAACCUCAAGGGAGCCUGUCGUCGUGGGUGAUGGAUCUUAAAUUCCUAACUCUCACUAGAGUGAGAAGCAGAGUUAACAGGACCGAGGAGGGUAGUGUGUAAGUUUUAAAGGCAUGUCUGUUACUUAACAAAUCUGAGGAAAUGGAAGUCGAGGGUUUUUUUCCAUCCUGGCAGCCACAAGGUAGCAGUGUAAGACAGCCUUUGACUCUUCCAAGCAAGUUGGUCAUUUUCGUUCCUUUAAUUUUUGAACUAGGUUCUUGUCGAUGUCCAUCCCGUCUCCUGUGCCAGACUCCAUCUGGGUGCUUGUUACAGUCACUUGGUUAGGUUUUUGCUUGAGUUCUGUAUUUGUAUUUUCUUAUUUAUUAUUAUUGUUAUUAUUAUUAUUAUUUUAAUUGAGAUCCCAACUUGAUGGUGUUUGGGGUUAAGCUAGCACUGUCUGCAGUUUUGCUAAGAGUUGCCAGUAGACAGCACAGAGACCUGGGGUUCCAUCUCCCUCCUCAAGUCCUCCCUCCCUUCCCAGUGUGAGUCCAAGGGUUCAUCUUUCAUCUUGAAAAGCAAUAUUCAAGUGCCUUGAACAGCGCUCCCUCGUGUGGUGACCUUCCGCUGGCUGGAGACCCAAACAGUAGCUCCCACAAGCAGCCACCUAUCCUCUUCAUACUCUCAGCUUAAAAAGCUGAAUUGUACUCCUCCCCCAGAGGGAAAAAAUGAUUCCACAUAAAACACUAACACUUCAUCACAGGCCACUGUUCCAUUUCAAAUGCUGUUUUCUUAAUUGGAGGCAGUAAUCCUAACUAGGUCUCACGCCAUUGCCCAGUUGGCUAAGUGGGAGCCCACCAUGAAAUCGAUGCUCACAUCAACCCCCUUGACACCUCUUGCUUCAUGCCAAGUCCCCUUACGGCCUCUGAAGUGGCAGGAAUAUGGGUUCUUAGACGCCCGCCCACUCACUUCCACUCUGACCUGGCUCCCAUUCACCAUCUCCUCGAAACAUUAGUCAGUUGAGAUGUCUGACCACUGUAUAUUAGGCUUCUCUCUUAAAAAAAUAAAAUUUAAAAAUGCAGGCACAUAGCUGAAGUUCAUAUCUUCCUAGCUAGCCACCUUGAAAGUGCUUAUGACUGUAUCCCGGCUUUGAAUCAGGGCAGACUCCAGGGGCUGUAGUGCUAGGUAUUCAGCCACACUGAAAAUGAGGCCGGAAGAUAGCUGUCAACCUUCGAGGACAGAUGCUUCUGCUCAGUGUCUGUCUCUUUGGUAAGCUUCCCUCUGAUGGGCAUCUCUCUUCUUGUUUAAAGUCAGAUCUGGUAGAUGGCCCAGAACAUAGCAGGGCUGUGAGCUGAGUGACUCUGAAUGCUUGUGGCCAAUAGAGUCCCUGACCGUUGCCACGCCAUAGACCUACAUAGCCCAUCUGCCUCUACAGCCAGGGCCAAAUUCAACUGUGGAGCCUAUGAGGAAGCUUAGCAGGAAGCAGCUUGUAUCCAAUGCAAAAGGGGUGCACUCUUGGCAUCAACUAAGCACCCCAAGGUUGUGUAGCUGUGAAAGCCCCAGAGGUGGGGAGUCAGAGUACAGAUAACCAGCAUCAGAGAUGCCCUCCCUUGCCAUAGCAAGACUUUGUCUCUUCGGAGCUGCAGGCUCUUGAACAGCAAGGCUCAGUGGAUUCUAGGCACCUUGGAAUGGUUUGGUUCCUGUCACAUGCUCCUGCUUUCCACCUGCUGCCCUGGACUGCAGUCAUUCCAGUCAGACCCCUGAGGCUGUGAGCCAUCCUUGCAGAGGUCAGGGAGCACAUGGAUGCAGUGGAAGGCUCUUGGCUGUGUUCCUCCUGUCCUUCAAUGUCUCCCCUUUCUGUCUCUUCUACCUCACCACUUGAUGUCACUCAGAGUUGUGAAGCAAGUGGCCUGGGGGAGGGGGGUGCUUAAGAGGCUGCAAGUUUGAUAGCUCAUCUCGAUUGGCAGGUGUGCUUUCUGCCUCCUUCAGUGAGCACAUCCUCAAGUGCUGUCUGGAGUCUGCUAAGCACAGGGAUUUUCCUCUUGGCUUCCAGCUGUUCUUGAAAUUCCGGCAGUUGUUGGGUCUGUAGGCAGGAGUGGUCUCCAACCUCAGAAAUUCUUGUCUUUUGCUCGGCCUUCCCACACAGCUGUCAGACUCCAUCACAGCCAUUUCUUCAGCCCUGGGUUAUCCCCAAACAAUAUGAGCACACUUCCCCAGGAACUGUGGCUGUCCGUGUCUCUAGACCUUACCAUGAGCUCUGCUUUACAAACAGCUGUCUCCAGGACAGAAAGGGUCAGACAGUUUUCUACCCCACCAUGCAUUUGUGAUCCCAAAAGAACAUGCCAGUUUCUGUUCCCUGUGGGAGGAAAGCAGCUCCCAAGACAGCCGGUGGACCUGGGUCAUACCUGCUCUGAUGACCAGAGCGUGUACCUGUAGGCAUAGGGAACUAUGUUUUAUUUUGUUGUUCCCAUCAUGAAUGUUAAAUUCACCAGACGCAGCUGCUGCUGCAGUUUCUCUGGGACUUAACUGAAUCAGGAGAAGGCUUUAUGGCCACUUUGGCCCAGGAGGCCUGAGACUCUAAGUGACUUGGUUCCAUCUCCCAGAGGUGCUACCCACCAGUCUGACCAGUAAACUUGCAUGCUAAGAGAAUGGGCUGAUGAGAAAUUUUCAUUCUUGUCACUUCUGCCAGUGCUUUUCAGAUGGAAACUACCAGGAAAGUCAGAGUAGGGACAAGCUUCUCAGUAAAGGAUACAGUUCCAGCCAGUGGAAGAGACAGUUUAGGAACAGCAAAGGAAAAGCCAGGAUUCCCCGUGUACCACUUGAGGACCUGCUUCUUCACCAAACCCCAUCCCACUCCUGUGCCCCCCACUACUCCUCUCCUGCCCCCUUCCCUCCAAAGAGUCCACAGCCACAUCUUCAGUGGCAUAUCGAGUUUUCAUUUUUGGACAAAGUGACAUUUAGCUUUAACAAGACAUUUCCAAAGCUCCUGGUCUCCUUUGAAAUGCUGACUUUAAAAGUUCAGCAUUGUUGCCAAGGAUGCGGGGGAGGGGCUAAUGAAAGAAAGACUUAGAUUAUGCAUGAAUGUGCACGCCCCGUCCCUCAGUUAUUCAAAUUUCAAAUGCCUUUGAGUUGCUUUUCAUAGAUGGGUUUAGUUUGCUCAUGUUAAGUAGUCUGUUACUGUAAUUUUUGUAGUAUUCUGGCUUUAAUUUCUACCACAAAUAUGCUAUGUACUAAGCUUUCUGUGAUCAGAAAGGAAAGGUGCCUUAAAUCCCAAUACCACGCCUCUAUCCCUAUGGAAAAUAUAUCAGAAGCACAGUGCCAGGAAGCAUUGGGACUUCCGUUGGCAAAAUAGGACACCAUUCAGCAAGACACAUCCAAGUGGCACGGGGCUGCUUUUGUUUGCUAAUUCCUUUUUUUUCUCCCAACCUAUAAUUAUCUUUUGUUUGUUGUUUAUUUUAUUUUUUUUUAUAGUUCGCUUUAAACAGGAAGCACUUAAUAGAUGGCUCUGUGUCAAAGCUCUGUGCAAUGGAAAUCAUGUUGCUUUUGUUUGGGGGGUUUGUUUUGUUUUUCUUUUCUUGUUUUAAAAAGAUAGCGUUAUUGCACACCAAAUGAACUCCUAAGUAAGCUUUAGAACCAGGAUCGAUUCAGGUCGUGGAUGGGUAUGUUCACUGUAGUUCUGUGUGUUCAUGAACCGACGGGCAAGCUGGCCUCCCUUGGCCACUGAGGCUCAGCCCUGAGCCCUGGGUCAUGGCUGCCUGGGUCCCAACGGGGAACCUUCCCGGAUGUCUGACCCCACAGUCGACCCUUGAAGCACUUAACCCUCUCUUUGUGGAGAUAGACCGACUGCUACUGAUCUGUCAGCGUACUCGAGGGUGAUUAUAAAAGGAUGUUUCUUUAAGAAAGAAAAGAUAUUUCUAUCCUCUUCUAAUUUAUUAUUAGGUUAAUCAUUUAAGUACUUAUCAGGAGUGUGUUGUCAUUUUGUGUUGUUGUUGCCAAUGCUUUUGCUGUCACUCCAGUGGUUAACUGUCCCUUGCUCCCCACCUCUCUCCUCCCCAUCCCAGAGUCCAAAGAGGUCUGGGCCCAGCAGUGGGAGACAUGAGGGACAGAAGGGAGUCCUCCAGCACAAUCAGACACCUGUCUCCCUAGUACCACUCAAAACCUGGCGGUCUCUACAUAUCUUAACUGUUCAAUCGAGAGAGUUGACAAACAAAGCUACCCACGUCAGGCAGCACUGGGGGGAGGCUUGCUCCCAGAGGCGCUGCAAUGCAGUGAGAAAAACAGAAAAGCCAAGUUCAAGUUCCCCCAAAGCCUCCUAGAGCCUCUGUUAAAACUUCUGGGUUCAUGAAUGUUUGACGAGCCUGGAUCAGAAGAGAGGCAGGCAGUCAGGCCGUCACCCUGAACUGGAAGGUGGUUUCUCAGUGGUCCCCACAGGUGACCACGGCAUUGAUUUUCACUGUCAGUUGUCUUUCCUUGCAUUCAAAGUUAGCCAAAAGCAUCUUUUGAGGCAACAGGUAUUUCCUAGCACUGGAGGUGGCUAGAGGGCCCUCACCUGGAGCCUGGGUUGAGAGAAACCUCCAUCCUCCCAUAUCAGGAGAAGUGGAGAAAGGACUUUCCAUGGCUGGAAAUUCCGCCAGCAACAAGCCCCCGUUGCUUGCUCAGUGGAGGGUAGGGGAUGUGAGACUGACCUCUACCUGGGUGGGGGGGGGCAAACUUAAAAAAGAGGCUCACCCCAGGGACAGGUGAAGGGCCUGCUCACUGCUAGGCAGGGCAGGAUACCUGCUUCUACCCUAACGGUCCACUGAGCCCAAAUCCAAAUUUCUUUCUGUAUCUUAUCUUUCCCAUUCUUUGAAAUCUGGGGGGCAGGUCCUACUCAUCUCUUUGGGGGUAAAAUAUCUCCCAUAAAAUUGCCCCAAUCCCCCCAAGGGUUUUUAUUUUUCUUAGUCUAUGCAUUUCUCUCUCUGAAUCUCUCUAAUUCUCUCCUCCCACCCCAAACACACAAAAUAGACAUCUCAUGUCCCACCCUCUGAGACCACCCCUGCCUCAGAAAAAUGCCGGACAUUUUGAAGACAUGAGAAUGCAUUUAAAAAAAAAAAAAAAAGCCUUCAAGCAUUUUGAAAAUAGCUUGUCAUAAGCUGACAGUGGGGAGGAAUCAGCUCCAUGAUUUUCCUGAGUCCCUUCCCAUAGGACAAGAGACCUAGCUCUUUGCGUUUGUGCAAUAACUACUUGCUAGGAGAGCGGGUAGCACCACCCUCCUCUAGACUACUAACACAGCACAAGACACACGUCAGCCCUUCCUAAGCCCCUCCCCCAUCAUGUGUUACAUUUUAGCAGUAUUUACUUUUUUUUUCUGUCAGGCACUAAGUCUUAGGUGUUUAUAGAGCUUGUGUGUUAAUACAAUCACGGAUCUUAUCAUUUUAUUUUAAUCCUCACCAAGACCCAAUUGACCAAAAAGAAGCAAGAGGAAGAAAAAGAAAUUGUAAAAGAUGUCUCUCUCCUUUUUUUUUUUUUUUUUUUUUGUACAAGUAGCUUUGAGAAGCCUUGUGUUGCUGUGACCAUCUCCUAUCACAGUCUUGAUUUUCUUGUGAUUUGUUUUUGGCAUUUAAGAGUUGGUCCCGGCUGGCGUGGGGGUGGGGGUGGGGGAGGCACCCGUCGGCCCCUCAGCGCCGUCCCUUGUCUUUGGUUAGCCAUACGAAAUGUUUGUUCUCUGCACUGUCCCACGGUCCCUAUUAUGAUACGGAGAAGCAAUAUCACCGAAGCUCACACCAUGUAUUAUUCCUCACUAGCACCCUAGGUGUGAUCAUUGAAGUAAAUAUCUUUUAUACAAACACAA